Sus scrofa (pig) is the source of this 3561-nucleotide messenger RNA. It is a transcript of the gene KRT24, whose product is annotated as keratin 24. Gene Ontology annotation, molecular function: structural molecule activity. Lineage: Eukaryota; Metazoa; Chordata; Mammalia; Artiodactyla; Suidae. Gene Ontology annotation, cellular component: cytoskeleton. Gene Ontology annotation, biological process: epithelial cell differentiation; intermediate filament organization. The record is from RefSeq and is a predicted model, not a curated record.
UUAUAUAUAUAUAUAUAUAAUUUGAUCUCAAAAUACAAACAAAACAAUCAUCUAAAAUCACAAACUUCACCUUAGAAACAUGCUGAUCAAAAUAAUCCCAGAGAAGGACAAUUAAGUAAACCUGAAACAAAUGCUGAUGCUGAAGUUCAUUUCAACAUUAAAAGAAUAAUAGGAACGAAAAGUCACAAGUUUGAUGGGAAAUUUUCAUUCGCCUCAUAUUAAGUAUUUUAAUUACAUCUGUUAAUCUGGGGAUGUGCCUUGCAGUUGGGAAAUCAUGAAGCAAAUUUAACAAAAUUACUCUCAGAAGAGAAUUACUAGUCAUCAAAACCUCUGAAAGAUUAAAACUGUAAAUCUGAAAAAAAAAUUGUUUUUUGCUUUGCUCCACCUUAUUUUCUUUUUUUUGAUAGAGUAGAUGCCCCAGAGGCUCUGACCCAGCUUCAGAAGAAGAGCCAGUAUAGCGUGGGUUCCAGGGGGAAAAAAAUUAUCAAUGGGUGGAUUAGCAAGGCUGUAACAGGGAUUAAGAAGUGACACAGGCAAGGAACACCCUAAAAGUGUGUAUAUAAGGGCCCAAAAGGCAGCCUGCAAACAGGCACUUCACCGUCCCCUCUCCUCCUCACCUGGACAAGCUAAACCUCUGCGGGGACAUCAUGUCUUGCUCAACUCGCGUGUCCUCCUCCAGGGCCAGAGGCAGCAGCUCCGUCAGGGUGUCUGCCGGUGGCAGCAGCUUCAGCAGCGGGAGCCGAUGCGGUCUGGGGGCAGGCUCUGCCCCGGGCUUCCGAGGAGGAGCCGGCAGCUGUGGCCUCAGUGGGGGCUCCAGCUCGGGCUUCGGAGGCAGCUUUAGAGGGGGUUUUGGUAGCUGCUCCGUGGCAGGCGGUUUUGGAGGAGCUUCAGGCUCUGUGGCUGGCUAUGGUGGAGGUUCUGGCUUUGGCGGGGGCUCUGGCUUUGGCGGGGGCUCUGGCUUUGGCGGGGGCUCUGGCUUUGGUGGGGGUUCUGGAUUCGGUGGGGGUGCCAGUGGAGGCUUCUAUAGCUACGGUGGUGGUUUGGGUGGUGGUGUUGGCGAUGGGGGGCUCUUCUCUGGAGGUGAAAAGCAAACCAUGCAGAACCUCAAUGACCGCCUGGCCAAUUACCUAGACAAGGUCAGGGCCUUGGAGGAGGCCAACGCUGACCUGGAGCAUAAAAUCAAGGAGUGGUAUGACAAAUUUGGACCUGGGUCUAGAGAUGUUGGAUCAGGAAGAGAUUACAGCAAAUACUAUCCAAUCAUUGACGAUCUCAGGAAACAGAUCACUGCUGCCACUAUUGAAAAUGCUGGGAUUGUCCUGCAAAUUGACAAUGCCAGACUGGCUGCUGACGACUUCAGACUGAAGUACGAGAAUGAGCUGUAUCUCCGGCAGAGCGUGGAAGCCGACAUCAACGGCCUGCGGAAAGUCCUGGACGACUUGACCAUGACUCGCUCGGACCUCGAGAUGCAGAUGGAGAACCUGGUGGAGGAGCUGACCUACCUGAAGAAGAACCACGAGGAGGAAAUGAAGAGUAUGCAAGGAAGCUCCGGAGGCGACGUGACAGUGGAAAUGAACGCUGCCCCAGGAACAGAUCUGACUAAGUUACUGAAUGACAUGAGGGCACAGUACGAGGAGCUGGCUGAGCAGAACCGCCGCGAGGCUGAGGAGCAGUUCAAGAAGCAGAGUGCCUCCCUGCAAGCACAGAUCUCUACUGACGCUGGGGCAGCCAGUUCCGCCAAGAAUGAGAUAACAGAACUGAAACGCACCCUACAGGCCCUGGAAAUUGAGCUGCAGUCCCAACUGGUCAUGAAAAGCUCCUUGGAGGGGACCUUGGCUGACACAGAAGCUGGCUAUAUGGCGCAGCUGUCACAAAUCCAGAUUCAGAUCAGCAGCCUGGAGGAGCAGAUCUGCCAGAUCCGGGGCGAGACCGAAUGCCAGAACGCUGAAUAUGAGCAACUGCUGGACAUCAAGACCCGCCUGGAGAUGGAGAUUGAGACCUACCGCCGCCUGCUCGAUGGAGAAGGAGGUGGUUCUGGUUUUGGAGGAUGUGAUUUUAGAAACUCAGGAUCCAGAAACACAGGGUCCAGAAACAUAGGCUCCAGGGAUUCAUCCGUGUCUGGUGACUCAAGAUCUGGAAGCUGUUCUGUCCAAGGAAGAGAUCCAAGCAAGUCAAGAGUGACUAAGACCAUCGUGGAGGAGGUGGUGGAUGGCAAAGUCGUCUCAUCUCAAGUCAGCAAUAUUUCUGAGGUGAAACUUAAAUAAGCAAGUUUCCAGAUCAACAAGAGUGUCUUUCAGAAGAAAAAAAAAAAUCUAAAGGACACAGAUGAAGAAAUUGCAUCAAUCUGCCACCUUUCUGGACAACUUCAGGAGAAAGUUUCAUCCAGAAAUAGAUGACCAACUAAUUUUUCUGCAUCCUCUCCUUUUCUUACUAGAAUGCUCUUGAAAAAGUUGACAGCUUUGCUCUGUUUCUAUGCUUCAAUAAACUUACUUUUGCAAGUUAACUAAAUUACUCCUGAUUUUUCAAAGAAAUUCAACAUUUUACCCAGAAAUGAAGCUGUCAGUUCCGAUCUAGCUACAUUGUUACUAAUAAGAAUGUAUACAUUAUACAUUAUUUAUAUAGUAUCAUCUUCAUAAUAAUCAAGGUUAUAACCAUUUUGUGGGUGGGAAAUUUUAAUAACAUCGCCUUAGAACUCAGGUAUAGCUGAAACUGGAUCUCACCAUUCCUAAAAAAACCACCAACCGCUUAGCCCACCAAGAAGGAUGAGAUUAUUUGAAUAAUCAAUCUAUAAUGAUUAUUCCAUCUAUAAUUAUUAUUCUAGUUUCUUUAUGUCCAUCACUGAACACUGAACGGAGUAUUUCAUGAGAUUUAAAAAAAAAACAAAACUUACAUUUUAGAUGGAGAGGAAAGCUAAAAACACAAAGACAGUAAAGAGUGGAGGGUGUUCACAGAGAAGGGCUUAAUUCCACAAUAUCUACCAGAAGCGCCACAGGAAUCUGACAAGUGUGUGUCUGCAGAAUAUUUAGGAGACUGGUCAAAAUAAAAGUCUCGGGAGGCAAGAUGGGAUAGAUGAUACGGUGCCAGAUUUCUGAAAACCCUGAACAUUCCAAAGAGAGGCGAUGCUUGGAUAUUUACUCCCUUGUCAAGUCCAGCCGCACCUCUAACCAAAAACUGUCAUCUAGCCAAGCUGGUGUUUUCUUUUCCCAGCCUCAAUUACUGAAGGCUUUUACCCCAUGUGUGGUCCACAGAACACUGUCUUAUCUUGCUUGGGAAAUGAAGUCUCUUAACCUAAGGCAGGAGGUGGGGCAGGUCAGGCCCAGGAAGAAACAGGCAUGGGAGAAAGCCACACUGGGUAAGAAUUCUCCCACUCAAAGAGUUUGGUAUGACCAGGCCACAAAUUAGAUCACCCAUCCCACAAGCCAGACCUCAAGAAAAGAACAUGGGACUUGGUGUGAAAACCCAAAUUAGAAAAACUGGGAGUUCCCAUUGUGGCUCAGCAGGUUAAAAACCCAACCAGUGUCAGUGAGGAUGAGGGUUUGAGCCCUGGCCUCGUUCAGUGGAUUA